This is a messenger RNA of Sordaria macrospora k-hell, 567 nucleotides long. Lineage: Eukaryota; Fungi; Ascomycota; Sordariomycetes; Sordariales; Sordariaceae. The record is from RefSeq and is a predicted model, not a curated record.
AUGUGUGAAGCUGCGGGUGAUUUCAUGGCUAGUAGGUUCAAGCAGGAGUGGGGCGAUGGGAUGGGGAAGUGGUUGAGGGGGGUUAAGAGGGAGGCUGUUAAGGGGAGGGAUAUGCCAAGAAGAACGGGGACGGGAGCCGGAAGAGCAUUUAUUACUGGUGGCGUCAAGGUCGAGGACAGGGAGAUUAUGCUGCCUAUUCGUGAUGCCACUGGUGGACAGCAUCUGAGCUCAAAGCAGUUGGUUCCGACAACGAGCUCUGUCAGUGGAGCGCUGGGCAGGUUCUCGCAGGCUCAUCAGCUGUGGGAUGCGGCGCUGGGGCUGAUUACGGCCAUUUUGAGGUAUGUGAGAGUGGAUGACGAGAUGUUUGAUGAUAUGCUGGAGGUGAUGGUUGAUGUGUUACAUGAGCCGGAGAGGAGGGGUUUGAAGGAGGCGCUGGAGACGAUCAAUGCUGAUGCGGUUUGGUUGGCGUUGUACGAGAGAGGAAGAGUGAAGGGGAUCAAGAGUAGGCCGCGGUCUGUGGACGGGCUGGGUUUUGAGUUUGUGAGGGUGCCGGGUGUGGUGGUUUAG